Messenger RNA from Juglans regia (Persian walnut), 2878 nucleotides. Its product is annotated as TBC1 domain family member 8B-like. NCBI's taxonomy places the organism in Eukaryota, Viridiplantae, Streptophyta, Magnoliopsida, Fagales, Juglandaceae. The coding region runs from base 163 to 2523 and encodes 786 amino acids. The transcript has 18 exons. The record is from RefSeq and is a predicted model, not a curated record.
UGAAAUCUACAGUGAACCGGUACCCCGAGCCGGGCAGAGAAAGAAAGGAUUGAAAAGUUCGUUGCAGUUAGUAGAAAGUCGAAGGAGCAGCCUUUAGAUCCUCCGUAUCAAGCGGCCCAAACCCUAAUAUCUCUCUCCCUCUCUCAGGUUCACCACCCGAGGAUGACGGAGCUUAACUUCAGUUUCAUCCACACUCUCGAGCCCAGGAGGGAUGCUUACGGGUUUGCUCUGAGACCUCAACACGCCCAAAGAUAUAUAGAGUACGCUAAUAUCUACAAGGAGGAGGAAGGUGAAAGAUCGGAUAAAUGGAAAGACUUCCUUGAACAGCUAGCACAAUCUCCUCAACCGUGCUCUUCUGAGGAGGAACGUAAAGAAACAUUACAGGCUGAUGCUACUGAGUGCCAAGCAGAGACCAUUUCUGAGGGGAUCAACGAAGUUGAUGCUUCAAGUGGCAGGAAUUCUAUCUCUGAUGGUUCGAAAGAAAGUGAUCCCAAAGAAGGGGCGCCUCUUUCAAAAGAAACAAAAACCCAUAAGGUCCAAACCUGGACUCAAAUAAAACCAUCCCUUGGCGCCAUCGAACAUAUGAUGACUUUCCGAGUACGGAAGAGGAAGAAUAUGAUAGAUGAGCGAGAAAAUUUAAGUGGGGACAAUCUUCCGCCUAUAGAAGAGACAGAACCCUCAGGAGGGGCUUCUGAAGAGGAAUUGGAGGGUGUUAAUAAGACAUUGGAUGAUAAUGUGAAUGCUGUGUCGUUAGAAAAUGCAGCAUUUGAUGAGGUCUCUCCCAAACAGUUAUUUCCUUGGAUGGAAGAAUUAGAGUCCCUUGUCCGUGGGGGAGUACCAAAGGAUCUCAGGGGAGAGGUUUGGCAAGCCUUUGUAGGUGUGAAGGUACGACGGGUGGAGAGAUAUUACCAGGAUUUGUUGGACCAGGAAGGAAUUGAUGGUGAAAUCAAAGAUCAUGAUGAGUCAUCUGGUGUACCCAAGAAAUGGAAAAGGCAGAUUGAGAAGGACAUACCACGGACAUUCCCAGGACAUCCUGCUUUGGAUGAAAAUGGUAGGGAUUCCUUGAGGCGUGUGCUUCUAGCAUAUGCUCGACAUAACCCCUCUGUUGGGUACUGUCAGGCGAUGAAUUUCUUUGCUGGUUUACUUUUACUUUUGAUGCCUGAAGAAAAUGCCUUUUGGACUUUGGUAGGCAUUCUUGAUGAUUAUUUUAAUGGCUACUAUACAGAGGAAAUGAUUGAAUCUCAGGUGGAUCAACUUGUUUUUGAGGACCUGAUGCGUGAAAGAUUUCCUAAAUUGGUUAAUCAUCUGGAUUACUUGGGAGUGCAGGUAGCAUGGAUAUCUGGACCCUGGUUCUUAUCCAUUUUUGUCAAUAUGCUUCCUUGGGAAAGUGUUUUUCGGGUUUGGGAUGUGCUUCUUUUCGAAGGAAAUCGUGUUAUGCUGUUUCAAACAGCACUUGCUUUAAUGGAGUUAUAUGGUCCUGCAUUAGUCACGACUAAAGAUGCUGGAGAUGCAAUUACUUUGUUGCAAUCCCUUGCUGGUUCAACAUUUGAUAGCAGUCAGCUUGUGUUGACUGCUUGCAUGGGUUAUGUGGCUGUGACUGAGGUUAGAUUGCAAGAACUGAGACAAAAACAUCGACCAGCUGUACUAGCAAUCGUGGAGGAAAGAUCAAAAGGGGGUCGAAUUUCAAAGGACUCCAAAGGGCUUGCAUCUAAGCUGUAUAGUUUUAAGCAUGAUCCUGGAUCACUUGUAGAAGAAAAGAAAUCCAGUGAAGGCAGUGAUAAUCUGGAAGAUGCAGAUAAAUCUCAUUUAGGGUCACGUUCCUCUAAUUUGGAUGAGUUGCUUAAUAGCCUAAGUGGUGAUUCAGAUGUAGAUUCUCUACCAGAUCUUCAAGAACAGGUGGUUUGGUUGAAGGUUGAAUUAUGCAGGUUGCUGGAGGAGAAAAGAGCAGCUGUACUCAGGGCUGAGGAGCUGGAAACAGCACUUAUGGAGAUGGUCAAACAAGAUAAUCGGCGGCAAUUGAGUGCAAGGGUUGAGCAUUUGGAGGGAGAGAUAGCGGAGCUAAAGCAAGCCCUUUCUGAAAAAAGAGAACAAGAAGCUGCAAUGCUUCAGGUCUUGAUGCGAGUAGAGCAAGAACAAAGGGUUACUGAAGAUGCUCGACUAAGUGCGGAGCAAGAUGCAGCUGCUCAGAGAUAUGCUGUACAUGUUCUUCAGGAAAAAUAUGAGAAGGCAAUGGCUUCUCUCGCUGAGACGGAGAAGAGGGUGGUUAUUGCAGAAUCAAUGCUGGAGGCUACCUUGCAAUAUGAAUCCGGCCAAUCUAAAGCACAAUCUUCUCCAGGGGCUGUGCGUAACCAAGACACCCCCACAAGAAAGGUUGGUUUACUGUCGUUUGGACUUGGUUGGCGUGACAGAAACAAGGGUAAACCAUCUAAUGCUCAGGAGUCUAGUGAAAGUAAAUCCAUGAAUGAGGGGACAGGCUCAAACUCUUCAGGGAAAGAAAACAAAAACGAGGAGCAGGAAACUUAGUGGGGAAAUGAUGUAGACUUGGUGCAAAUGCUCUCUUCUACUUGUCUCGUGCUACCCAGGUACUCUUGCUUCACGAUGGUUCUGUAAAAUCAGUACUUAUAAAAUAUUAUGUAUUACACCCGCAUUCCCCCAUCUCAUCCUACUGUGUUAGAUAUGUUUUUAUAUUGUUUUGAAUAUAAUUGAUAUGAGGAUUGAUGUACAGUGAUCCAUCAACGCAGUGGGAUAAGAAUGGGAUGGGGUUGUAGUAUAUAACAUAAGUUGGUUAUUGUAUCAUGCUUAUGGUGGCGGCUGGGUGAGGGAGCCAUAUGUCUGUACCAUUGUCCAGUUAAACAAUACAUUGGUUCAUUUAUUUUUC